This is a messenger RNA of Miscanthus lutarioriparius, 2685 nucleotides long. Lineage: Eukaryota; Viridiplantae; Streptophyta; Magnoliopsida; Poales; Poaceae. The record is from the annotation of a GenBank genome assembly.
AUGGCGUCGGCGGCGGGGUCCUCUAACGUGAUGCUCGCGAUCCACGAGAAGAAAACGACUGCUACUGAUCUCUACCGCCCGCUGCGCCUCUACAUCGCCUCCGUCUAUUCGGAGCGCGAGGCCGCCGCGGCCGACGACGACCUUACCGUGGUGCGCGACCUCCGCGCCGCUGUCGAGCAGCCCUCCCUCCCGGACCCGUCCUCCCUGGAGCAGCGCCGCGACGCGCUCCUCGCCUACGCGCGGGCCCUGGCGCUCGUGGAGCCCCGCUUCCCCAUCUCCGCCGACCGCGCCCACGUCCACUCCCUCACCUUCACCUGGCACGAUGCCUUCAAGGGGAACAAGAAGUGCGCCCUCGCCUCCGUCCACCUCGAGAAGGCCGCCGUGCUCUUCAACCUCGGCGCCGUCUACGCCCAGAUCGCGCUUGCCGCGGACCGCUCCACCGACGUCGGGAUCAAGACCGCGUGCGGCGCCUUCCAGAGUGCGGCGGGGGCAUUCGCGUGGCUCAGGGAGAGCGGGGUCGCGGCCAAGGCUGUCGCUGCGGGGGCCACCACCGUGGACAUCACGCCCGAGUGCGCCGGCAUGCUGGAGAAACUCAUGCUCGCGCAGGCGCAGGAGUGCUUCUUCGAGAGGGUCAUAGGUGGAGGGAAGCCACCCGCGCUGUGCUCCAAGGUGGCGCGGCAGGUGGGCAUAUUCUAUGAAGAAGCAUAUGCAGCUCUCAGUGCACCUCCUCUAAGUCAGCACUUUGAUAAGACAUGGGUGUCCCAUGUCCAGCUGAAAGCUGCUCAAUUCUACGCCGAUGCUUGCUAUAGGUAUUCAUUAGAUCUUCAUCAGAAAGAAGAAAUUGCUGAGGAAAUUGCACGUUUAAAGAUUGGUAUGAGUGCCUUGGCAGAUGCUAAGAAGGCUGCGAAGGGAGUUGCUGCCCAGCUUCUGGAUUCUGUCAACAAGCUGGAAAGUAACAUGAAAACCAACUUGGAAAGGGCUAUGAAGGAGAAUGAGCGUGUUUACCUGAUGCGGGUUCCAGCUGCUGGUUCCUUGGGAGCCCUCCCUGCAGCGUCCCUUGUAAAGCCUACCUCUUUGGCUGAAGUUUUAGAUGCCAGCAAGGAAAGGCUUUUUUCAUCACUUGUGCCUGAUGGCAGCAUGAAAGCACUCUCUAAGUACACAGAGAUGGUAGAUAAUAUUAUCCGGACCCAGGCAGAGAAAUUACAGCAAGCUAGUGAGAUCACUAGAGUCAGGCUGAAGGAAAUGGACUUACCAGAUUCUAUUCUUUCAUUGGAAGGAAAUAUAACCUUGCCCUUGGAUCUGAAGGAAGACGUAGAGGCUGUGCAGAUAAGUGGUGGCCCUGCUGGCUUAGAAUCUGAGUUGCAGCAGCUUAGGGAUUUGAGCAGGGUCAAUCAGGAACUACUUGUUCAGACUGAAGAACUUCUACAGAAGGAGGCGAAUGAAGACGCACAAUUUCGUACACAAUUUGGGAGUCGUUGGACUAGACCUCAAUCAAGCACCCUAACCAAGAAUAUUCAGGAUAGAUUGAAUCUGUUUGCUUCUAAUCUCAAGAGGGCUGCUGAUAGUGAUUCUCUGAUUGAACGAGGCGUGAAGGAGAACUAUCCAUUGAUGUCUAUCCUUGACAAAAGACCGAUAGAGUCUGCACUUCCAAGUAUUUCCAGGCCUAUCAUGUCCUUGGAUGGUAAUGAAGAUGCCAUUGUUGGAGCCCUGAAACAAAGCUUGAGACAACUGGAGUCUCUUGGAGCACAAAGGGCAGGUCUUGAAGACAUGCUCAAAGAAAUGAAAAGAAAGGAUGAUAUAUUGCCUAAGUUGAUGGCUGGUGUGGGAUCACAUGAUGAUCUUUUCAAGAAGGAGAUGGCUAAGUAUGAUCCUAUCUGUGCUGAUAUUGCUGAUAACAUUGAGGCACAGGAACAAUUAUUGCUACAAAUACAGGCACAAAACGAGCAAUUUGCUGCUGUAUUCAACCUAGAGGAUUACAAAGCUGCUCGUGAGAGAUGUUACAAGCAAAUCGCUGCUGCUGUUGCUAAAUACCGGGAGUUUAAAAAGAACAUUAACGAGGGCCUAAACUUUUAUGUGACUUUACAGGAAGCAAUAGGCAAAAUAAAACAGCAGUGCAGUGACUUUAUAAUGACCCGAAACAUUCAAUGCCGUGAAAUGAUCGAAGAUGUGCAGAGGAAGAUAGCGGGUUUCAGCUUCUCAUCCUCCAGCCACUCCUCUUUGCAGAGGAAUGCUUCUGUACCACCUGAUCAGAGCAGCCCAUCACCACCGCCGCAUGCUCAGGCUCCCUAUGCCUCUACACCUGGGGUAGACUCAAGGCCUGGAUAUUCUCAACCGGAGCCAAGACCUGCAUACUCGCAGGCUCCCUAUGCCUCUACACCUGGGGUAGACUCAAGGCCUGGAUAUUCUCAACCGGAGCCAAGACCUGCAUACUCGCAGCCAUACCCCCCAUCCUAUGGGGCGCCAGCACAACAGCCUCCAUAUGGUGCACCACACCCUGGUCAGUACCAGCAGCCAGCGCACCAGCCGCCUCCUGGCCAUGACUACGGUCAGCCGGCAUAUCCUGGAUGGCGUGGGCCAUAUUACAAUGCCCCUCAGCCGCAGCAAUCUGCGCCAUAUCCACAGCCACCGUACAAUGCCCCUGGGGCUUACCCUCCGCACCAGAGCAACUAUUACAGGCCUCAAUAA